AUGGACUACACACACAAUGACUAUACCGUAGCAUGGGUCUGUGCCUUGCCUUUGGAAAUGACGGCGGCAAAGACAAUGCUGGACAAGGUCCACCCUUCCCUGCCACAGCCAGAAGCAGACCAUAAUACAUAUAUACUCGGAAAUAUUGCCAGCCAUAAUGUGGUAGUGGCGUGUCUACCAUCAGGUAUUUACGGAACCACCUCUGCGGCAACCGUGCUGGCUUAUAUGCUAUCAACAUUUCGUUCCCUGCGAUUCGGGUUGAUGGUAGGGGUUGGAGGCGGGGUUCCCAAUGAGACCGCGGAUAUCGCCUUGGGGAUGUGGCUGUCAACACUUCGUGAUGGACGCUUACAUCGAACUGGGUCACUCAAUAAGCCUCCACAAUGUCUCUUGACUGCCGUAUCUCAUAUACGCAGCGACUUUAUGAUGAGAGACUCAAUAAUUAGAAAGAAUAUAAUAGAAGUACUUGGGAAGCAGCAAAAAGCCAAUAAGCAAUUCUCAAAACCAAAUCAUGACUGUCUAUUUGACCCGAGCUAUGACCAUGUGGACAACGGCAAAAUUGCUGACCGUUCAUUAUGUGAUCAGUCCCAGCAGGUACUUCGUACAGAACGAGAUGCUGAUGAACCGGGUAUUCAUUAUGGGCUGAUUGCAAGCGGGAAUCAGGUUAUCAAGGAUGCUAAGACACGGGAUUCCAUUGCUCACGGGUUAAAUAUACUCUGUUUUGAAAUGGAGGCAGCCGGAUUAAUGGAUCAGUUACCAUGUCUGAUCAUUCGCGGAGUCUGUGAUUAUUGUGACUCACAUAAGAAUAAGGAAUGGCAAGGGUACGUAGCUCUUACUGCUACUGUAUACACAGCCGCUCUACUGGCUGUUGUUCCUAGCGUCAACGAUAAGGCUCAACAAGAACAGAAGACUGAAUUCACUGCCGAAGAUACAGCAUGCUUGCAGAACCUGUUUAAUACGGACCCAGCAGAUGACAAAAGUGCACUCCGACGGAGAAAAGGGGAGCGUGCUCCUGGGACCUGCAACUGGAUAUUAGAAACUGAUGAGCUGAAGAACUGGCUCAGACCUCAUGAAGGUUCCGAGGAAGGGUCAAAUGUACUUUGGCUAUACGGUAACCCAGGAACAGGAAAGUCAACGAUGGCCAUCACGCUCACAGAAGAGCUCCCCCAGAAGGCGUACUUUGCCGGCAGAGACGUCUUCCUUGCAUAUUUCUUCUGUGACUCGAGCUCAGAGGUUCACCGUACAGCACUAUCUAUAUUACGGGGAUUCCUGUAUCAAUUGAUUAAGGAACAUCCCAAAUUAAUAGAGUAUCUACUUCCGAAAUACAGCAGCCAGAAAGAAAACGUGUUCAGAUCAUUUGAUGCAUUGUGGAGUGUAUUUAUGAGGAUGAGUAAAGAUCCUGAUAUUAAGGGGGUAUACGGCAUCAUUGAUGCCUUAGAUGAAUGUGAUUAUGCCCCAAAGCAGUGA
This is a messenger RNA of Aspergillus caelatus, 1464 nucleotides long. RefSeq names its product nucleoside phosphorylase domain-containing protein. The record is from RefSeq and is a predicted model, not a curated record. Gene Ontology annotation, biological process: nucleoside metabolic process. Gene Ontology annotation, molecular function: catalytic activity. The coding region runs from base 1 to 1464 and encodes 487 amino acids. The transcript is spliced from 3 exons. NCBI's taxonomy places the organism in Eukaryota, Fungi, Ascomycota, Eurotiomycetes, Eurotiales, Aspergillaceae.